Messenger RNA from Strongylus vulgaris, 416 nucleotides. The record is from the annotation of a GenBank genome assembly. Lineage: Eukaryota; Metazoa; Nematoda; Chromadorea; Rhabditida; Strongylidae.
GUACAACAGCAUUUCGCUUGGCGACGUCUGCUUGGCUCUAUCGCUUUUGUAUUUGCUUUGAAUUAUAAGCAGAUGGAAUUAUAUCAUGCUUUACCCAUAUUCGUAUUUAUAUUGGCAAGAUCUUCCAAGAGACCACUCUUGUCAAACAUUGUGGAAAGUUUUACAUCAAUUCUGAGAGUUGCUGCAGUUGUUGUGCUUUCGUUCAUAGUCUUAUGGUUCCCCUUUAUUGUCAACGGAACACAAAGUGUUCUGGCUGUUCUUAGCAGAAUUUUCCCGUUUUAUCGUGGAUUAUAUGAGGCGAGUUAUUGUACUUCAGUUUUUUCAAAUCUUGAUUAUCUCCUGCAUCUGUUAGUUCUCUUUCUUGUUCUCCCUUUAAAUCGUCAAACUUUUGUUUGCGGCAAAUACUAUUCUUAAAU